This is a messenger RNA of Capsicum annuum, 1354 nucleotides long. RefSeq names its product zinc finger protein ZAT5-like. The record is from RefSeq and is a predicted model, not a curated record. Bases 160 to 1233 code for a protein of 357 amino acids. The transcript has a single exon. Lineage: Eukaryota; Viridiplantae; Streptophyta; Magnoliopsida; Solanales; Solanaceae.
AAACUUCCUCUCUUUGUGUUUUUCUCCCUAUUUUUCCUCUUUGUUUCUUUCUCUCAUUCCUCUAAUUUUUUUUUUUUUAAUUUCAGUUUACAUAAUUUUUUUCUUUUGUGUGUGUGUUAAGGGAAUGUGGAAGACAUUUAUGGUGGAUGAAAGGAUAUUAUGGAGGCUCUUGAAGAAGUGGUAGGUGGUUCCUCUAAGGACCUCUUCCACAUCGUUAAGGGCAAAAGAACCAAACGCCUUCGCCUUCAAUCUCCAAAUAUCCCUUUCUCCAUCACAUCACAUGAUUCAUUAACCGCAUGCAACAAUGGAAAUGACAACGAAGCAUGCAACGUCCCUAGCAGCAGCAACAACAACAAUAAUAAAACCAAUAUUGAAGAUGGUAGCGAUAAUAGAGAUGUUGUCGCUUGCAUCAACAACAACAAUAUUGAAAGUAGUAGUGGCAAUGGAGAAGACAUAGCCUGUAACAACAACAUCAACAACAAUAAUAAUGAGAUUCUGUCAUCAGCCGCCUCGUCUGAGGCAUUCAUCAACACGUUCACCGAAGAGGAGGAGGAAACCGCCAAGUGUCUCGUCCUCUUGUCCAAAAGUGCUGAUGAUUAUCAUCCUCGUAAUGUUGAUUUUUUUAACCAUGAUUUAAGGUUGUACCCAACUAAAUUCAAUAGCAAAAGGUACAUCGAGACAUCCACCAACUCAAUAGAUGGUACAAAGGCAGGAAUAUACGUGUACGAAUGCAAGACAUGCAACCGUACAUUCCCAUCUUUCCAAGCAUUAGGUGGACACAGAGCAAGUCACAAGAAGCCAAAGACAUUACACACCGAAUAUAACAAGAAAUCAUAUUUCGAUUUCUCAGAUGAAGAUGAUUAUCAACUACACUCACCAUCAACAACAACAACAACAUUGUACAACAAAAACAAGAACAUGCCAAAUUCUUCCAACAACAAGUACUACUCUUCUUCUCCUAGGAUUCAUGAAUGUUCAUAUUGUGGUGCUGAAUUUACCUCAGGACAAGCUUUAGGUGGUCACAUGAGACGUCAUCGCGGGGGCGCUAACGUAAAUUCACCCUUGUAUUUGAGCAAUUUAAGUCCAGCAACUUCAAUAGAUCAUCAAGAAUUUGGUAACAAUAAUAAUAAUGUUAUGAAGAAACAAAGAGAUCAUGAGUUGUCAUUAGACCUUAAUCUUCCUGUUCAAGAUCAAGAACAAACACAAAGGCAGCUUGUUGAUUGUCAUUAUUGACAAUAAUGCAGGUUCAUUUUUUAAUUUUUUCUUUUUUUUUUUCUUUUUAACCAACACGACUAUAUAUUCAUUGAAAUUGGUGAAGAAUUUAGAUGGGAGUCACCACGUACCAACUCUUUUA